Messenger RNA from Cherax quadricarinatus, 3500 nucleotides. RefSeq names its product porphobilinogen deaminase-like protein l(3)02640 (gene Hmbs). NCBI's taxonomy places the organism in Eukaryota, Metazoa, Arthropoda, Malacostraca, Decapoda, Parastacidae. The record is from RefSeq and is a predicted model, not a curated record. Gene Ontology annotation, molecular function: hydroxymethylbilane synthase activity. Gene Ontology annotation, cellular component: cytoplasm. Gene Ontology annotation, biological process: heme biosynthetic process.
AAUGGUAUGAUGGUUUGAGGGUGGCUUGGACAGCACCGCCGGUCCUGCUGCUGCACACACACACUCUACUUUCUCCACCAAUAUUUAUCAUGGAGUCUAAUGGAAAUGGACAAGCUGGAGGCAAGGACCUCAUCAGGAUCGGUUCCAGGGACAGUGAGUUGGCUUUGAAGCAGACACACAUGGUGAGAGAGGCCAUGCAGAGAGUACAUCCACAUCUUAAUUCAGAAAUAGUGUCUAUGAAGACUAAAGGUGAUAAGAUCCAGGAUGUGGCAUUGUCAAAGAUUGGCAGCAAGAGUCUCUUUACAAAGGAACUUGAGCUAGCUCUGGAAGCCCAGUCAGUGGAUGUGGUGGUGCACUCAUUAAAGGACCUUCCACAACUUUGACUGUUGUAGGUAAUUGGUGCAGUGCUGAAGCGUGAGGAUCCCCGAGAUGCUGUCAUCAUGCAUCCCAAGUAUGCAGAGUGUACUUUAGCAACACUUCCUAAAGACUCGGUCAUUGGUACCAGCUCUCUUCGACGCAGUGCUCAGUUGAAACGAAAGUAUCCGGACCUGUGUUUUAAGAGUGUGCGUGGAAAUUUGAACACACGUUUUCGUAAGCUAGAUGAUGCAGACGAUUAUGCAGCCCUUGUUCUUGCUGCAGCUGGAGUGAUCAGAAUGGGCUGGAAAAACAGAAUCUCUCAGUAUCUGUGUGAUGACCUUUGCAUGUAUGCAGUAGGUCAGGGAGCAUUGGCUGUUGAAUGUCGAGAGGGUGAUUCUGCCAUCUUGGAUAUACUGGCUAAGAUAGCUGACCCCGACACCACUGUGGAAGCUGUUGCAGAGAGAGCUUUCAUGCGCACACUAGAAGGAGGAUGUUCUGCUCCUGUAGCUGUACACACUAAGGUGAUGGAGGACAGUUUGACUCUCAAAGGUGGAGUGUGGAGCCUGGAUGGCUCUGAGGAACUUGUGCAUACCAUGACCAUCUUAACCCGGGAGCCUGACACUUCUUCUGACUCUCUCCGACCACCAAAAAAGAUAGCAAAGACUUGCAUCACCUUCUGUGGUAUAGUUCCUCUCCCUGAGCAAAAGGAUGUCAUGACUAGGGCUAACCAGCUGGGAAAAUCCUUAGCUCAGACAUUGUUAGAUAAAGGAGCAGAUCAAAUUCUGAAAGCUGCCAAAGCUCAAAAUACUGUUAAUUCUCCUCCAAGUGUAUCUUCUACAUCUAAUGGCAAUAUAGAAGACAAGAAAGCAUUGCCUGUUAAUACUUCAUAACAUAUAAUAAUUUAAUUUUUUUCCAGAUGUUGUUGAGCAGUGUAUAGUAUUUGCUGGUGAAGAAUGGUACCAUAAUUAUGCGAGAUACUAAACAAAAUUGCAUUAAUUUUUUAAAACUAUUAACCUGUGAAUCUGUGAUAAAUUUUUUUAAGUAAAUUAAUGGGGUUUGGAGGAUUCCCAGAUCCUCAUUCUAACAUUGCUCUAUGACAAAAGUAAACCAGAAUCCAAGAGCCAAUAAAUUUUAGCUGAGCUUUUCAGAGCAUCAUGACCCCAAUCCACAUUUUAUCUGGCACUUGAGCAUCUAUCUCUAGCAUGGUUUAACCUAGGGGUUCUCAAAUAUUUUAGGCCAUGUACACCCAAACUACGACUAAGUCUGCCCUCCUUUCCCCACCUUCCCAUCCUCACUUGUACCUUGGUGUUUAGGACCACAUGUAUUAUGACUAUUCCAUUAUCUUCUUUAUACAGACACAUGUUAAGAACUUUACUGAGAGAUACUAGAGAGUUUUUCAAAAAGCUGACAUGAUAUCUUGUGAAUAUGAAUGAUAAUGCAAAAUAAUAAGAACUAAGGCAAUUAAAAAUAUUUUUGGUAUAUUGCUGCUUACCUAUCAAUGCAACUGAGUGGUCUGCAUUUUGGCAAAAAGUUUGGCAAAGUUGGGAGCAAUUUUGAGUAGUUUAAUUCUUUGCUCUUUAUCUGCAUCCAUCCUCUGGUGAUGCUUUGUCUUUACUUCUGCGAGCACAGAAAAAACAACCUCACGUAAGUACUUUGUGGUGAAGGUAGUCAUUGUCCUCAAGGCUCGCUUGAAUAAGUCUGGAUACUCUUCCAUGACUUAUGCCCAGAAAUCCACAAAUAGUUUUUCAGUCCCUCAUCAGACGAUAACACCAUUAUCUGCUUCUGUUUGUGAAAUAACAGGCAUGGGAAAGGGAGAAACUUCAAGUGGAUUGUCGGUCCAUCUGAGGAAGGCCCUCGAGGAAAUUGCACCUAUAGCUACUGGCUCAGUUGCUUGAGAUGUUCAGUUAUAAGGCCUUUCACAGUCUCAUCCAAAUGAUUUCAUUUGUUUUAAUGAAUUCUAAUAGCAUUGGAAAACAAUGAAUGAAAUUUGCAUGUACACAGCUUGUCGAGAACGUAAUUUUUUUUUUUAUCGUUGUUUUUACUUGUAUGUUAAACACUGACACAUUAGAGACUUGGGUUUAAUUUAUUCAAAGCCAGAAGAAUGUCUACCACUUAUACUAGUUUUUAUAACAAGUUCUCUUCAUGCAUGCAAGAAGACAGGUAAGAAGGGUUGAACAGCAAUAACUCCUGAACUUUGCAUUACAGUUCUUAUAACGUAUCAAAAUGAAAACAAAAGGAGAAACUGGUCACAUUUUUCACUCAAGCUAGCCAAGGUCUGAGGAGGACUGAGGUUGGUUAAUAUUGUUUUCAUGACAAUUCCAAAAUAACUUUAAGCAAUAUCCCAACAGGUGGAUGCAUUCACUUACUGAAAUCCUUAAAAAAUAAAUUAAGUGCUAAACCCAUUUGGGUCAUUCACCACAAGGCAUGGUGGAGGCUUGAUCCUCCAUCGAGUGCCUCUAGAGGUCUGCUCACCCACCCACUGCGUGGGAAUUAUUGAUCUAACCUAUGCCAGUUACUCAUGCUCAUCAACCGUUUUAAGUUCACAUUGGCAUGAAGUAUCGAAAUUAAUUCUAGAGUGCUCUCUAUAUUUGAGCUUGAUUCUGGAUUUACAUGUACUUGUAAUGAGCUAAACUCUCACAGGUCAUUCAGUACAAGAGUGGUGAUGGCUCUCUUUCAUCCAUUAACUGCAAGGCAACUGCUACCUAGUGGUGCUUACCCCUGGGGUCUAGCACAGAGCAUUUCCUGUCCUGCAUGCUAACUAUUUUACUGAACCAAAGAGCAGAUGUGUUUAAACUGAGCCAUUCAUUAUGAUCUUUAUUCAUUUCUUGUUUAAUAUAUAUUUGGAAAUUUUCCUGACCCUAGUUUUUGUCCCAUUUAUGCAUUGGAUUUAUAUUCAUUGAUUUGUGUCAUUGUAAUUUCAGAAUACAUUACUGUUCUUGCAUGGUAUAUUAUGCUAUUCACAUGUGUUCCCUAGUCCAAUAGUUGAUCUAUUUUUUUAAUAAUAAAUUUAUAAGAGCAUGUAUGGAGCUACAUUCCAUGAAGUUUAUUUUUUUUUUUUUUUUUUUUUUUCAACAAGUCGGCCGUCUCCCACCGAGGCAGGGUGACCCAAAAAAGAAAGAAAAUCCCCAAAAAGAAAAUACUUU